Cinara cedri is the source of this 11646-nucleotide messenger RNA. Lineage: Eukaryota; Metazoa; Arthropoda; Insecta; Hemiptera; Aphididae. The record is from the annotation of a GenBank genome assembly.
UUUAUCAGUAGGUGUUUGGUGAUUGUACUACGGAAAUACGGAAGUGGUUUGUGAGAGAAAAUUAUUCUCAGUUACGGAUUUAGGUGUCCAUUAUCGCUGUAUUUUUAUUAAUAAUAUUUUGAUUAUGUUAAGUAUUGAUUUGAAUUUAUGUCCAGAUAUUAUUUAUUAUGUCGAAAAUCAUUGAUAAAACUGGAAAACUAUAACAGUGGUGUUUUAAUAAUUUAAAAAAUAUUAUCUUUUAACUAAUAUGACUGUAAGUACUAAGUAUUGUUUCAAUAUGUUAUUCCCUCAAAAUACCUAUUAUAGUAACACAUUACACCUUUACCUAUAAUUGAAGAUGUGAUAAUUACUAUAAAAUUGGUUAAUAUUGUUAUUUAUGUAUUACGUAGACUGAAAACAAUGGAGACUUUAGUUUAAACGAUAACCAAAAUAUCAAAGUUCAAACAGUGAACCCAGGUCAAGUGAUUAAUGUGAGUAAUAUGAAUUAUUUCAAAUGCUUUUAUUAUGUAACUAGGUAGCUGUCUUGCCAGAUGUUUCCCGUACGAAAAGAAAUACAGUCCAACAUUGUACUAAGCAACUAGUUUUAACAACUGGUUGUUGUGUGUAUUCUCAUGAAAAUUAUAACAGCCCUUAAACUUAUUUGUUUUACUUUUUUUCACUGUAUCACCAAGGGAACUUAUAAAUCAAAACAAAUUUGACUUUUAUACCGAAAAUAUGUAUGUAUAUAACUUGUGUGGAAUUUUGAGGAAAAACAUAUCCUAUAAGUUAUUUUGGUCUAGAAAUACAUAUGUAUAAUAUAUAUACAAAGUUUAAAUUCAAUUUGUUCAGUGGUUUUGGCUUAAAGGAGUAACAAACAUUCAUCCAAACAAACUUUCACAUUUUUGAUUACUGUGUUUAUCUUUAAGAAUUAUAUAUAUGCCAUUUUCUAUAAACCUUCUUAAGAUAUACUAUUCUGUAGUACAUAAUUUUUUGAUAUAUCUCAUAAGGUUUAUCCAGCGUUAGCAUUGUUAGUGCCAAAAUAUUUUUUUUUACAACUUUUUACAGACUUUUUUUCUACCUUUUAUAAAUAUAAUAUGUUAUAUAUUACAUUUGUAAAUUGUUUGAAAGAAAUUCUCUAAAUGAUGAUGAAAAUCAUCAAAAUUCGUUUUGUAGUUUUGAAGUGCAUAAACAAACAGGCGCAGUUAGUGAUUUUUUUUUACUUUAUAGUAGAAGCCGCUUAUUAAGAACACUCUUGGAUUACGGUGAAAUAUGUCAGUUAACUGAUUGUUUCUAAUAGGCGAUUAAUUACUGUAUUUAUUUAUUUAUACUAUUAAAAACAAAUUGAAAAAAGUAUCAAGUACUAUUACAUAUUAUAUUUUGUAUCUAUAUUAUAUAAUUACUUUAUAUGUUGUGUAAAAAAUGUAUCCAUUCACGUCUGUUUUUUGAUUUUAGUAACUCUUUGAUCAUAAGAGUAAUUUUGCUUACCAUCUUUUUCAUUUGUACAGUAAUGUACUGCUCUCCUGAAGACACACCAAAAAAUGGGGAUCUCUUGCUGUUUUCUUCUUCUACAUUAUCAGUUUUAGCCUGUUCAAGUAUUGGAGGAUUCAAAACCGCCUUAUAGUCUUCUGUUUCAAUAAACCAAUUAAUUUUCAUUGUUUUAAUGUUGCAAGACAUUUUGUUUUAAUAACGCAAUUGUAUCAAUUAUUAUCCAUGUUCCUAAUAAGCAGUUUCUGAUGUAUUUAGAGAUUAUAAGAGUUAAUGGCUUAGUAUUAAUACAAAUACAUAAUACCCAAAUAUUAGUAUUAUAACUACUAGGUUCCUGUGCAUUUAUUCGUUUUUAAAUGAUAAAUUAUUGCACAACACUUAAAGUAUUGUAGUUUACUAAUUUUCCAAGUUCAUCAAAUUAUUUAUUUACAUUAUAAAUUAGGUAGAAAAUUCAUUAAAAGGUCAAAUGUUCCAUAUCAGCUUGGAAUUUUUUUCUUCAAAGCUUUAAUGCAUAAUGUUUACAACUUUAUAUACUAAUACAACAAACAAUACCUAUUAGUUAAAUUUACAGAUAAGCUAUUUAUUGCAUAAAGGUCAUUAACAUACCUUAUGUAUUAUUGAUAUAAGAUUAAAAAAUAAAUUGUUUAACCAUUAUUUUAGCUAAUAACUAGGUUACAACUUAACAGUUAUAUAUAAUAACCAUGUUAAAAAAUGUUUCAUCUGAAAUAAAUAAAUAAAUAAAUUAUUACUACUUUUUAACAAUAAUCUGUAAUAUUAGUCUGUAUUUAUUUGUAAUCUAUAAUAGGUCUAGGUUUUUCUAUUUUUAUUUAAAUUUGAACUCUAAGUGUUUAAUGCUUACAAAAUAAAAACUAAUACAUAACACUUUACAUAACAUCUUUUAUUUUUUAACCACUUAUGAUGAAGCUUGUAUACAAUUGUCAAGCAUUUCUGAUCAGCCAAAAUAAUUUUAUCCACAUAAAACCAAAUAAAAGCAACAAAAAAAAAACUCGAAAACAUCUAAUGAUUAUAUAUAGCUAAAAAAAACAUCAGAAUGUCUUGACAAUUUUACUAUUUUUAGAAAAGACCAAUAUAAACAGUUAAUAAAAAUUGUUGGUCUCAAUAAUUAUUUUUCACGAUUAAAAAAAAAAAAUUAAAAUGAUGAAACUAUUAUUUCUAUAAACCUUAAUGAUUUUUCCCAUUUUUUAUGAAAAUUUCAAGGAAAAUUCAAAAACAUGACAUGUAUUUACGCUUAAAACACUUGGAUACUCUCAGAAAAAUUCUAAAAUUGAAUUUCAAAUUAAGAUUUUUGAUAAAAACAAUAAUGAAAUAUUUUUUACUGUCAAGUUGCUGUAGUCAAUUUUUUUUUCAAUUAUUAAAAAAACUGUUUGGGAAAUUAAAAAUGACCUUCUCAGACCACAAAGCACCAACUAAAUCAAAAAUACAAAAAACAACUUGUCCUUUUUUUUUUAUUUCAGCAAAAAUGGAAGAUAAGUUGUUAACAAAAAAAAUAAAUUACAAAUAUAAUAAAAUUAAUACAUUCCUUGUUUUGCUCAAAAUCUAAAUUUUGCUUGCAUUACGUGGUUAUUAUAACCACAUUAUUGUUGUUGUCAGUCAUACAAUUAUAAUAAAUACAUUUUAAAAAUGUUACAGACUUUUACAGAAUAUUAACAAUUUUUCCCCUACAUGAUCUGAUAUAUUUAUAAUUGUAUAUAAUUUUGUUUUUAAUUAAUACAAUUGAAAUUAUUUUUAAAAUAAAUAAACCAGUUUAUCAAAAUAAAUUAAUGUAUUAAUUUAUCUUGAUGUUUCUUUAUUACAAUAUUUGUAUUUAACUAUAGUGGUGUAAUUAUUAUUUAUUCAUCAUUAGGUAUUUCUUUUUUUUUGCAUUGUUUGACUACAUCAUAUGCGGUUUAUAAUUAUGUUUAGGAGUAGGAGUAUGCAUAGAAAAUUGAUUAAAGCUGCUAUCAUGUUAGAGAUAAAUAAUGAAUAGGUAUUAAUUUUGUACAGUUAUAAAAUAUAAUCUUUAUUUGAAUUAAAACAAUCAAACUAUUAACAUAUCUUUGCUUACAAUUUUAAGGAAUAGUUUAUUGCAUUAAACAUUUAGGUUUUGUUAUUUUUAAUUAUUGAAAGUAAGUUUAUUUACUUAUAAGUUUAGUUUUUAAACUUGGUUUAAAAAUGUUUUUGUUAUUUUUAUACCUACUAAUAAGAGGUUAUAACAUACUUAGUUGAAUUAAAUUUUAAUGUUCUAUGGGCAUUUAUUAAACACUUAUUAAUAUUAUUGAUACAAAAAUAAUUCUCUAUUGUUGAUCAUUUUAUAUUGUUAUCAUUAAUAUUUUAGUAUUUUUUUUUAUUAAAUAAAAUAUUAUUGUUUUUAAUAAGCUAAAUUGAAUAUAAUUUUCUUAUUAUGGUUUAGAUUGAAUGUGAUAAAAUGACUAUUAAAACUUCAAGAGUUAAUGAAGAUAAACCACUAUUAACUGGAACAACUACACUUUACAACCAAAAUGGGUAAUUUAAUUUGUAAUAUUAUUAUAUAUGAUAACUUUUUUCUAGUUUUUAAUAGUUUGUCGAAACAAUUACAUUCAUAAAAAAAUCUUUAAAACAAUAUUUUUUGUUUUUAAAAUUUGAAUUAUCCUGUAAGAAUAAAAUUAACCAUAAUUUAAAUUAUUUUAUAUUAUUUUUACAUAGGAAACAAGUGUACUGACAAUAGUAUGUAAUACAUUUUAAUUACAUUUAUAGUUAAUUCAAUAUAAAUAACAUUAAAAUAAAAUAGACACUUGCCUUAUCAUUAAUAAUGUAGAUACCUUAACAUUUUUGUCAUCUAAAAUUAAAUUAAAAAAGUAAUAGAAUUACAUAACAAAUGUAAUUACAAUAUUAUAUAUUGAAUACAUAAUUAUUACAAUAAUUAAUUAUUAAUACAAUAAUUUAAUACAUUAUUAAAUAUUCCAGAAAUAAUUUUCUUUCACCAUCAUUUAAAACGUCACCAAAUUCUUCUGGAGUGAGUGACACAAUAGGAAAAAAUGGUGAUGUUGGUGAAUCUACAUUAGAUUAUAAUCCAUUGCUAAACAGACAACUAGAAAAUCCAACAUCGUAAGUUUUGAAAAAUUUAAUUAGUUUAUAUUGAUCAUUACUACAUUUUUUUAAGACAAGGUUAUACAAUCAUUUAUUAUCUCAGUCAAAUAACAAGAUGCAAAAUUGCAUUAUUUAAAACCAUAAACUGUGAUGUUAAGGUUGAAAUUAGAGUAUUUUUCAGGCUACCUAGUACUUUACUAUUUUCUAUAAAAUUGUCUUACCAAAAAGUUCAAGCUAUUUCAAAAAAAAAACAAAAACUAGUAUUGUUCUAAAUUUUUUGAUUGACAAUAUUUAAAAAACAAUUAUUAUUUAUGUUUAAACUUUAAUUAAAACUUAAACAUACAAUUUUGUAUACUUACUAAGUUACAUAAUUUUGAUGUUUCCUGUUGUGGUUAGACUAAGAUAUUAAUUGGUGGUAUAGCAUGUUCUUAAUAUGAGAUUAGUUACUAUACUUAGUUAACAAAACAAUUAUUUUUACAACUUUUAUCAUUCCAUAUAGAUAAGUUAUUUCGAUUUACAUGAAUUUAAUUUUUGUAUGUAGUUCUCAAUUGGAACUUAGCAAAAAAAUAAUACUUGUAACACGUGCACUAAGAUAUGUAAUUCACAUGUUACCUUAUCAUUUUUGAACUAUGUAUUUGUUUAUUGUUUAAUACAAAUGUCUAAUCACUAUGUGCACAAAGGUUAAUCUUCAUUAUAAUAUAUUCUUAUACAUCAUAGAAUAAGGAAUAUAUAUUAAAAAAAUAAAUAAAUAAAUAUCAAUUAGUAAUAACUAGUAAUAAUCAUACGUCAUAGUUUAUACACAAUAAUUUACAUGAUUUUGUUAAUGUAUGAUUUGUUAACUAUUUUUAUAGAAAACUAGUUUUAUUUUUAGUAUAGUUAGAUUAUUGUUAAAUAAUAACAUAUUUUUAUAACCUAUCUAUAUUAAAGCACUAAUUUAUAUAUUCGCAAAAAUCGUUAUGUAUACCAAGUUCACCAAGACUUACCACAUUUUAUAUAUUGUUUCUUAAUAAAGGCAAAACAAUUCAAAACUAAACAAAUUGAUAUCACUACUUAUAUCAUUUAAUAAACUUUCAUUAAUCCAAUUAUAUUUUGUUCCUUUUAAAUCUUAUAUUUUUUAAGAACUCACUGUAUAUAUACAUAUAUGUUGCUAAUUAGUAAUUACCAAUUUAUUUUAAUGAUGAUACAUCAUGUCAAACAAUAUAAAAGAAUGUAUUGGUUUUUAUUAUGUAUUUGAAUAUUUAUACGUAAUUGUUUCCACUGCAUAUUAAUCGUUACUUUAUUUUUAUUUUUUUUUAGAAACUUUGAUACCAUGGUACAUUUAUUAAAGGGAAAUAUUGGUACUGGAAUUUUAGCUAUGCCUGAUGCAUUCAGAAACUCUGGCUGGGUUGUGGGUUUAAUAUGUACCAUACUUUUGGGUGCUAUUUGCACACAUUGUAUGCAUAUUUUGGUAUGAAUAUAUACACUUUAUUUUAAUAGAUAUCAAUAUCAAAUGUAAAUUUUAGGUACGAUGUUCUCAUGAGCUAUGUGUUAGAACUCAAAGUCCAUCUCUUUCAUUUCCAAAUGUUGCAGAAAUGGCUUUUGAAUAUGGACCACCCAAGUUGAGAAAAUAUUCAUCAACUGCUAGUAAAUUUAUUAAUACUUUCCUAGUUAUUACCCAGCUGGGCUUUUGCUGUGUGUAUUUUUUGUUUGUGGCAACUAAUUUACAAGAGGUAAAUUUUUUAACAAAAUAUUUAAAAUGUACUAAGUAAUAAAAUAAAUUAUUUUCAGGUGAUCUCCCAUUAUUUUUUUUAUAUGUCUGUUCAAUGGUACUUAGUUAUACUAUUGGUACCUAUGAUAUUUUUGAAUUGUGUGAAGAGCUUAAAGUAUCUAACUCCAGCAUCUUUUUUGGCAACCGUAUUGACAGUUAUUGGACUAGGAAUAACAUUUUUCUAUUUACUUCAAGGACUUCCGAAAACAUCAAGUGUUAAAGCUUUUUCAUCAUGGCAUCAAUUACCACUUUACUUUGGAACUGCAGUAUAUGCUUUUGAAGGCAUUGGAAUGGUAUAUUGUAUUUUAAAGUUUUUAAAUAGACAAAUUGCAUUAGAACUAAUAAUUAUUUUUAAACAUAGGUUUUACCGUUAGAAAAUAACAUGAAAAAUCCAGAAGCAUUUAAUGGAAUGACUGGAGUUUUAAAUACUGGAAUGGUCAUUGUAACAUGCCUUUACACCUCUAUAGGAUUUUUUGGUUAUUUGCGCUAUGGUGAUGCUGUUAAAUUAGGAAGUAUUACUUUAAAUCUUCCAUCUCAAGAUUUGUAAGUAAAAUUACCUUAAUAAUUUGUUUUAUUUAAAUUCUAGUGGGAAUAAUAAAUAAAUAUCUGCUUAAUUAUUAUUAUUCUUUUUUUUAUUCUUUGACUUAAAUAAUCUAUACAAUCUAGCACAAUAAGUUUAUAUGAUAAAAGUAGAAUAUAAUAUGAAAGGUGUGAAUUAAGCAGCCACCCAUUAGUGGCUCUUGGCUUUUGAUAAUUAUUAUUACUAUAAUUAUUUUUUUUUCUACCAAAAAACGUGUUUCGGAGUAUAGACUAUGAGCAGUGGUUUCAAAUAAGCAACCAAAAAAAAUAAAAAUAAAUAUUUAUUUCUUCAAAAAUUUUGAUUUUUUUUUUUUUUUUUUUUGUUUUAUAAUUAUAAUAAUCAAUAAAAAUAUUACGUUUUGCUUUAAUUUAUAUUGUUUAUUUUACAUUUUGUAUUAAAAUGAGUAAAAAAAAAAUAGUAGCGAAAAUGUGUUUUUCCCUCAAACUUUUGACGUAUAAAUAUUGGCCCAUUGGUAAUUUGUGUUAGAGACCACUGGACUAUAGUACAUUUUAUGAAAGGUAAUUUUGUCUUAUUUAGUGCAUAGAGGAGAUAAUUUUUUUUUCAAAGGGUUUUCCAAAUAACUGGAAAAGAUGCAAAAGAAAAUUAUAGGUCAAAUGGUAAUUAUGGCACGCCCCAUGGCAUUACUUUAUUGUUAUUAUUAUGUUUACACAAUAUUUUCUAUCAGAAAUAUUGCUUAAAUCCAAAAAUGACAAGAGAUCAUUUUUGUUCCUUUUUCCACAUAGCCACUGUUAUGAACAAUCCUUUUUUCAAUAUCUAAAGUAUUUUUUAUAAUAAUUUGGAAAAAUCAAAAAAAAAAAAAUAUACAAUUUUUUUCAAAUUACAGCAAAAAAAUAUGAUUAUUUUAAAUUUGUAUGGCUUAUGUUUACUGUAAUAAAUAAUACUCCAGUAGGUAAACGACAAAAACCCUGUUUUUUUGUAUUUUUAAUCCAAUUCAUGAGUAAGUUUUUUAAUUUUCUCUGUAGUUUUAUUGGGAGAAAUACUAGGAAAAAACAAAAAAUGAAAACUGGAAAAUUUAUAGCGCUCCAAUUUUCACGCUUUCCAUUUUUUACCAGAAAUAUUGCUUACAUAGAUCUUUUUUUGUUGAAUCUUUAGUCGUACUAUUAACUAAGAAAGUCAAUUUUUGAUUUUUAUUGUAGUUUUUUUUUUAUGAUUGAGCAAAAUCAAAAAAUACGUAGAAAAUAUGGAAAAUUUACAAUAUAAUUCUUUAUUAUUUUAAAUUUUGUUUUUUUAAUUUUAUUCAGUUUGAAAUUUUUGUAGAAACCUAAAAUGUUGUCAGAGAACUUAUAUUUAUUUUUCCUAGACGUAGUUAAACUUUCAGAGUAUUAGAGCAAUUUUGAGCAUUUUAAUUUUGUGAGUUUUUUACCUAAUUUUUAUUUGGUUGGUACUCUGUAGAUUAAUUGUUUAGCUUAACAGAAAUACUUGAACAUUUGAUGGAUGAUUCAUUAAAGGUCAUACUUAGUGUUAAAAAAAAAAAAAUUCAGUUUGAUGUAGUAUUUUUUUUUUUUUUUUAUAUAUAUAUAAGAGUUGAAAUCAAAUUUUGAUGAAAAUUGUUAAUAUUAAGACCUUUCAAAACAUGUAUUACCAAAUUCUUUUCUGAAUCAUAAUCAUUUUUUGUUAUAUAUGGCUUAUCGUUGGUUACAAAUAUAAAUUAAAUAACUUUAUGUAUCCCACAUUUCUCAGUAGACACCUACAACAGUGCCCGUACCCGUCCCUAGUAUCAGCUCUUUUUUUUCAUAUGAGUUAUCUCAAAUUUUUGACAAAAUUCAUUAUACAAAUUAACUAAAUGUGUAUGUUAUUUUUUUCGAAAUCUGUGGACAUAAUUUUCAAAUGAAAUUUAGCAAAUGGUUAAUUUUAAUUUAUUGUUGCAUUUAGUAUUUAAACAAAAUUACCCUAUAUUGUACUUCUUCAAUUUUUUAUUACUGUAAAAUUGUAUUGACCUUAUUUUUCAGAUUAGCACAAAGUGUCCGAGCAGCUAUGGCAUUUGCAAUAUUCUUGUCAUAUAGUCUCCAGUUCUAUGUUCCAAUAGGUAUUGUUUGGCCUGCUUUAAAAGGAUAUUUUCAUUCACAGUCUACUCAGCAUUAUGCUGAAUUGAGUAUUAGAGUAUUUCUUGUUACACUAACAUGUAAGUAUACAAAUAUUUUGUAUUUUCAAGGUUCUAAUAAUUUUACCUUGAAAUCUAUUUAAUAAAAUGGAAUACUUACCUAAUUUUAAAAUAUUGUUUUACAGUCGCGUUAGCAGCUGCUAUUCCAAACUUAUCAGCAGUUAUAUCUUUAGUGGGGUCCUUUAGCAGUUCAGCACUAGCAUUGAUUUUUCCUCCAAUUAUUGAGCUCAUGACUUUCUGGGACCAGUGUUCUGGAAAAGAGUUUGUAUUAAUGUUUAUCAAAGAUAUUGUUAUUGUAAUAAUUGGUUUUCUUGGAUUUGGUUUUGGGUCAUAUGUGAGUUUGUGGAAUAUUAUUGAACCCAUUAGUCGUUAAUUUAGCAUGGCGAAUAUUAAUGUUUCAGUAUUUCAAUUAUUAAUCUUAAUGUUUAUUGAAUUCCUAUACUGAUUAUAAUUUUAGCUUAUUUUACUUAUUUAAGCUUUAUGUUUAUAUGUUUUAACAAUUUUUUUAAAACAGUUACUUUUUUUACUAUUUUGAAAAUGAUAAAUGCAAUUAUCGUUAUAUAUUUACUUUUAUUAAUAUGAGUUUACCUGGCAUGAAAAUUUAAUUUAAAUGGUAAUUAUUAUCAUCUACUAUUAUAUAUUUUAAAUGAAUUACUCAUAAUUCUGUUAUUGAAAUGCCAUGAUCAAUCUUUACCUACAUUAAUUUUAGAAUAAAGUUUCAUUCCUUUUAACCACUUAAAAUAUGUGAUUAUUAACUUUAACUCUUUUUAUCUAAAUUAUUAUUAUUUUUUAGUAUUAUUAUUAAAACAAUUAAUUUUAGUUAACACAUUCCUUUAUGAUACCAAAAACUGCAUUUUUUCAUUAUUUAAUUUUAAAAUUAUGUUAAAAAAUGUAUAUUAAUCUAAACAAUACCAUGUUAAUUAUUUAUAGUAUAUAUUUUAAUUAGACAUUUAGAGAAAAUGUAUACUAAUAUAAUAUUUUUAAAAGAGAAGAUAAAUUAUCGAGUGAUGGCAAUUUUAAAUCAUUGAAAUUUAACUAUUUUUUAUUAUAUUAAUAUUCUUUAAAGAAUAGUCAUAUUAACCUUACAAUACUACACUGCUACAAAUACAAUUCCCAUGAUAAUGAUGUUUGGCUUUUAAUGAAUUUGAAUUUGUAAUAGAAAAGACACAAACAUAAAUAUGUAGUAACAAUGUGCACAUACUGGUUUUUUUCGUUAAUUGAUUUGUUUCCUUUUGUACCAAUUAAUUUUUGUAAAUCUAAUUUACAAGCCAUUAGUGAUUAAAAUAAGUUUGUUUUUAUUAUAUUUCUUUUAUUUGAUUUUAUUGUAUACUGACCAACAAAAUGUUUUAUUUGCUUGUAUAUUGAUUAUAAGAUACUACUUUUUAUAACUUAUAAUUAAUUGAAACAUAUUCUUUUUCUUACAAAUAUUUACAAUUAUAAAAAUAAAAAUUGAAAGUAUUAACUAUGUUCUUAAGAAUUAAAAUCAUUUUUAUAAUGCCCAAGUUUAUAUAUAUAAAUAUAUAAUACAUAUUAAAACUUACCACAAUAUGAUUAUGCUUUAUUGCAAAUACGUAUUUUGAUAUUAAGAUAAUGUCAUACCUGCAUUUGCUAUCACCAUUUAACUAACAGGCAAUAUAGCAAAAUUAUGUUAUUUUGAAUAUAAAUUUUAGUAUUGAGGUUAAAUAAAAUUGGUUUGAACACUCAUUAUAUGGUUUUUUCUAAUAAAAUCUGUUGUCCAAAUAGGUAAGUAUAGCUGUUAGUUUUUAUUUUUUGGAAUACAGCUGUAACUUUAAUAUGCAUAAUAAAAUUAUUAAAAUGGUUUACUCAUAAAUAAAUGUAUAUAUAAAAAUAAAAAAUUAAUGAAUUAAUUAAUUAUGCUUAACAUCUUGACUGAAAUUUUUAAUUUGAAACUGGUCAUAUAAUACAUUUAUCAAAAUACUCCAUUCAUUUUUUUUUUAUUUUUAUUUACUUUAUUUCUUUUAUACAAUUUGUUUAGGAAAAAUUUUAGCCUUUAAACAUUAUUUUUUAAAUUUUAUUAGUUAUGUUUAAACUUAAGUUUUAACCUCAUCAUCUUGAGUCAUUAUAUUCAAUUUUCAAUUCAACAGUUCCAAUUAUAUUCUGAUUUGUUUUUGAUAUUAGUUUAUUGUAAAUUAAAACAGUGGUGGGACAUAUAGCUUAUAUAUACAAUAAACACAUUUAAAAAAAAUCUUUUCCCCAAUUAAUCAUGUUAAUUAAGUAUGUAAUUGAAAAUUAAAUUACUUUGAGAUAUUUUCAAAAUCAAAAUGGCCUUUUCAAGUAAACAGUAAUUUAUUAGUAUUCAACUUAUAAUAAUUAACACAUACAUUUUAUUAUUACAAAACAAAAAUUAUAUUAGAACUUGCAUUAUUUGUAUUGUUUUAUAGUGUUCAUUUAAUAUUAUAUGUCUGUUAUUAGUUUUAAUAAUGUACUAUAUUUUUUUUAAUUUACUUUUAUGAAUGGAAUAAGAACAUUGUAAUUAUUAUUUAUUAUGUAAUUUUCUAAAGCUAAUUGUAUUUAUCAUAUGACUAUGUGUGAUUGAACAAAAGGUAAUUAAUGACAAUAAAUUUGAAACUAAUUAAUGUUUGUUUUUUUUUUUUUGCUUUAUCCAAAUAAAUCUUACUUUUUUUAUUAUUGAACAUAAAAUAUUUU